This is a messenger RNA of Suncus etruscus (white-toothed pygmy shrew), 5534 nucleotides long. RefSeq names its product small G protein signaling modulator 1 (gene SGSM1). Gene Ontology annotation, biological process: activation of GTPase activity. Lineage: Eukaryota; Metazoa; Chordata; Mammalia; Eulipotyphla; Soricidae. The record is from RefSeq and is a predicted model, not a curated record. Gene Ontology annotation, molecular function: GTPase activator activity. Bases 40 to 3558 code for a protein of 1172 amino acids. The transcript has 25 exons.
AGGCGAUCCCAGCCGUGCAGAGCCGAGCGGAGCCGAGCCAUGGCUUCGGGGCCCACGGGGAAGGGGGCGCGGGGUGCAGAGGGGCGGCCUGGGUCCAGCCCCCGGGCCGCGCUCAGCGGCCCGUCUCGUCCUACAGAGGCGGAGACCCGGCAGAGGCUGCUGCGCAACGUCAAGAAGGAGGUGAAGCAGAUCAUGGAGGAGGCUGUCACACGGAAGUUUGUGCACGAGGACAGCAGCCACAUCAUCUCCUUCUGCGCGGCCGUGGAGGCCUGUGUCCUGCACGGGCUGAGGCGGAGGGCGGCCGGCUUCCUACGCAGCAACAAGAUCGCAGCCCUGUUCAUGAAGGUGGGCCGCAGUUUCCCGCCUGCUGAUGAGCUGAGCCGAAAGGUCCAGGACCUGGAGCAGCUGAUUGAGAGCGCGCGGAACCAGAUCCAGGGCCUCCAGGAGAAUGUGCGGAAGCUGCCCAAGAUGCCCAAUUUGUCCCCACUUGCCAUCAAGCACCUGUGGAUCCGUACAGCCUUAUUCGAGAAGGUCCUGGACAAAAUUGUGCAUUACCUGGUGGAAAAUAGCAGCAAAUAUUAUGAGAAGGAAGCUCUCCUGAUGGACCCGGUGGAUGGCCCCAUUCUGGCCUCUCUGCUGGUGGGGCCCUGUGCUCUGGAAUACACCAAGAUGAAGACUGCGGAUCACUUCUGGACGGAUCCCUCGGCUGACGAGCUUGUCCAGAGACACCGAAUCCACAGCUCUCACCUGCGACAGGACUCGCCCACCAAGAGGCCGGCCCUUUGUAUUCAGAAGAGGCAUUCGAGUGGUAGCAUCGAGUCCCUCUCUGCGCGGGACUAUGUGGAGUCCCUGCACCAGAACUCACGGGCCACCCUGCUCUAUGGCAAGAACAACGUCCUGGUGCAGCCGAGGGAUGACAUGGAGGCCGUACCGGGAUAUUUGUCCCUCCACCAGACGGCAGAUGGCAUGACUUUGAAGUGGACCCCCAACCAGUUGAUGAAUGGGUCUGUGGGGGACCUGGACUAUGAGAAGAGCGUCUACUGGGAUUAUGCCAUGACCAUCCGCCUGGAGGAGAUUGUCUACCUGCACUGCCACCAGCAAGUGGACAGCGGCGGGACAGUGGUGCUGGUCAGCCAGGAUGGGAUCCAGAGACCGCCCUUUCGCUUCCCAAAGGGCGGGCACCUCCUGCAGUUUCUGUCUUGCCUGGAGAAUGGGCUGCUCCCUCAUGGGCAGCUGGACCCCCCGCUAUGGUCCCAGCGGGGGAAGGGCAAAGUGUUUCCUAAACUGCGCAAGCGGAGCCCACAGGGCUCGGCCGAGUCCACAUCUUCGGACAAGGAGGAGGACGAGGCCACAGAUUAUGUGUUCAGGAUCAUCUACCCUGGAAUGCAGCCUGAGAUGGUUGCUCUCAACCCCUUGGGCAGCACAUCCCCUGUCUCCAUGGGCCCUGCCUGGAUGGUGGUUCCAGUGGGCCGGUCCGUGCUGGUGGUGGCCAGGGACAGCCAGUGGGCACAUGCCAGAUGGGAUGCCAUUGUCCUCACAGCCAACCUGAAGCAACAUCCCCCCAUCCCACAGGACCUGAUGGAUGUCUCUGUGCACAACCUUCCAUCUCUCUGGCAACCCGGCCCCCGGAAAUCCUCUUGCCCAUCUUGCUCACAGGCCAGCUUAGCUGAAGGUGGUUCAGCCAAUGGCUGCAACCAUGAGAGAGCUCCCCUCAAGCUUCUCUGCGACAACAUGAAGUACCAGAUUCUUUCCAGAGCCUUCUAUGGAUGGCUUGCCUAUUGCAGACACCUGUCCACUGUGAGGACCCAUCUCUCUGCCCUGGUCAACCAUGUGAUCGUGUCCCCAGACUUGCCCUGUGAUGCAGGGCAUGGUCUGACAGCCAGGAUCUGGGAGCAGUACCUCGAGGACAGUGCGAGCUAUGAGGAGCAAGAGUUGCUGCGCCUCAUCUACUACGGGGGCAUCCAGCCAGAGAUCCGCAAGACCGUGUGGCCCUUCCUCCUGGGCCACUACCAGUUUGGAAUGACGGAAACAGAGCGGAAGGAGGCGGAUGAGCAGAUUCAUGCUUGCUACGCCCAGACUAUGUCCGAGUGGCUGGGCUGUGAAGCCAUUGUGCGGCAGAGGGAGCGGGAGUCCCACGCAGCCGCCCUGGCCAAGUGCUCGUCAGGGGCCAGCCUGGACAACCACCUUCACCGCAUGAUGCACCGGGACUCCACCGUUAGCAAUGAGUCCUCCCAGAGCUGCAGUUCUGGCCGCCAGAACGUCCGCCUGCAGAGUGAUUCCAGCAGCAGCACACAGGUGUUUGAGUCCGUUGACGAGGCGGAGCAGGUGGAAGCAGAGGGCAGGUCCGAGGAGAAACAGUCCAAGAUGCCCAAUGGGAACGUGGCGAAUGGCCCCUGUUCCCCGGACUCAGGCCAUCCUUCCUCCCACAACUUCUCCUCCGGCCUCUCCGAGCACUCGGAGCCUAGCCUGAGCACAGAAGACAGUGUUAUGGACGCCCAGCGCAAUGCCAUGCUGGUGCUGCGGCCCGGGGACAGCAGCGUGGAUGACGGGCAGAGCAGUGAAGCCACCACUUCUCGGGACGACGCCCCUCGGGAGGAGCUGGCUGUGCAGGACAGCCUCGAGAGCGACCUCCUCGCCAACGAGAGCAUGGACGAGUUCAUGUCGGUCCCAGGAAGCCUGGAUGUCGCCCUGCCUGAGAAGGAGGCCGGUGCCAUGGAGGGCUGGGGCAACCGUGAGACCGAGAGGCGCGGCCAUGCUGACAGUGAGGACAGCUUGUCAGAGGAGCCCGAGAUGGAGAGUCUGUACCCCGCCCUGGCCUCGCUGGCCGUCACCCCCUCUGCCAACAACGAGGCAUCUCCUGUGUCUUCCAGCGGCGUCACCUACUCCCCUGAGCUGCUGGACCUGUACACAGUGAACCUGCAUCGUAUCGAGAAGGACGUGCAGAGGUGUGACCGCAACUACUGGUACUUCACCCCCGCCAACCUGGAAAAGCUUCGCAAUAUCAUGUGCAGUUACAUCUGGCAGCACAUUGAGAUCGGCUAUGUGCAGGGCAUGUGUGACCUCUUGGCUCCACUGCUUGUAAUCCUGGACGAUGAGGCCCUUGCUUUCAGCUGCUUCACAGAACUCAUGAAGAGGAUGAACCAGAACUUCCCCCAUGGAGGUGCCAUGGACACACACUUUGCCAACAUGAGGUCACUAAUCCAGAUCCUGGACUCGGAGCUUUUUGAACUGAUGCAUCAGAAUGGGGACUACACUCACUUCUACUUCUGCUACCGCUGGUUCCUGCUGGAUUUCAAACGAGAACUCAUCUAUGAUGAUGUCUUCUCCGUCUGGGAAACCAUCUGGGCAGCCAAGCACGUCUCAUCCGCCCAGUAUGUCCUGUUCAUCGCUCUGGCACUGGUGGAAGUGUACCGUGACAUCAUCCUGGAGAACAACAUGGAUUUCACUGACAUCAUUAAAUUCUUUAACGAAAUGGCCGAGCGACACAACACCAAGCAGGUCCUGAAGCUGGCCCGGGACCUCGUGUACAAGGUCCAGACACUCAUUGAGAACAAGUGAGGCCCAGCUAAGCUACCACCCACCGCCCGCCUCGCGCUUUUCCUCCAGGCCGGCCCGGAAGUGGGGUGCAGGCAUCUGUUCAGGAGCAUGAAUUUGUGUGCCAAGGGAAGCUGCCCCAGUAGCCAGCCAUCGGGUAAAGGGCCGAGGGCUGGCCUUCCAGUUAGUUCUGCCUUAUAUUUCCUGUCUCACCAAAGAUCGCCAAAGUCUGGGGUUUUUCUCCCUGAUGGGACUUAGGAUGGUGGUUUGGGAGGAGUCUCUGUAUUUGUUUCCCAGCAUGACCAUCUGCCCUCUGUUUCUCCAGCUGCCUUGCAGGUUCAACUGGGUGGAGAAGGGAGAAUUUUGGGGGGAAACAGCCAUUGGAGGCAGGUGUGUGGGGCUCACUGCAGCGUCUAAAAGGAGCCUCGAAAGUCUAGCAGGAGGCUGAAAGCAGGGUUCCUCUUACUAUUUAAAAAAAUGGGUCAGGGGGCCAGAGAGAUAGCACAGCGGGUAGGGUACUUGCCUUGCACAUGGUCAACCUAGGUCAAUCCCUAUCACCCCAUCUGGUCCCUAAGCCUGCCAGGAGGGAUCCCUGAGCACAGAGCCAGGAAUAAGCCCUGAAAACCACCAAGUGUGGCCCCAAAACAAAAAUUCAAAAAUAUGGGGGUGGAUAAUUCUGUUCUGAGGGGACAGUCCUGAGUUAUGGGAUGUCAAGUUGCCUCCUGGCAGCCACUUCCAGGAUGUCAGGAACCCCCUCUCCAUCCACACCAAUUGUGCCAACUGAAAUAUCUUAGGCCUUGUAGAGGUUGGUCUAGUAAGGAAGAGGCUCUGGCUUGGAGCAGGGGUGCUAUGCACAUCCCUCCCCAUUCUCUGAAUCCUUAACCAGCAUCCUGGGGACCUCUCUCUGGGAUCCUGAUGGUCCCCCUGUGCUGGCCGCUCCACCUUCUGCUCCAGCUGCCCAGGAGAAAUUCUGUUUUCAGGGACGGUGCCUCUGGAGGGCCAAAGGAAGUGGCAUCGGCCAGAGAGUUGCUGAGAGCCUCUUGUGCAGUAAGAAAGCUGGUGCAGCUUUUGCCCCUAAGUGCCCUUGUGCUUUGUUCAUUCAGGACAGUGAAAAUGAGGAAGGAAGAUUCUCCCCUGGGGCAGACCAGGGGUGGGGGAAGCUGGGGAGGUGGGAAUCUGGAACUACAGUCCUGUGGGGUCUCCACGGGGGUGUGAUGAGACCAAAGAAAUCAAGUCAGUUGGUUUGUCUGUCUACUAUGACACCAACUUCUGUUGAGAAGGCUUGGGCAUGGGGGGAGCCAGUGCAGUGGGAAGCCCUCCCCCAGAAAUGUGAGUUUAGAGAGGGCUGAGACCCAAGGCACUCUGAAGCAUUCCAAAUAAUUCUCCAGUCCCAAGCCAACCUUCAGUGGGGAGAAGUCUACCCCUGCCCACUAGCCGAGGUCUUUCCCUUAGCUCCAGUGCCCCCCACCACUGCUCCUGAACCCCACCUUCACUCCCAUGAGGCCUCAUAGGCAGGAUGGACAUGGCCAAGAGGGCCCGUGCCUGCACAGAGUGCCCCGUGCAAGUUGCUCCCCUUCACCCUGGUUCCCAGCUUUCCGCUAUGGGGAACAGUCUGUGAUUGACCCCUCCAGGUCUUUGUUUUGCCCCCCAGCUGUCACACCAGAGCCGUUACCUUUGCCAAACCCAAGUCCCAGAAUGUCUGGUUUCUAGUUUAUCCUGUUGACAGGCUAGUCACAGAACACAGCACAAGACCCCCCUCUCCAACCCCUGUCCAGAGACGUACCCGUGGUUGUGAUUGGAACAACUCGUACCCACUCAGCUCUCUGUGCUGCUUCAGGUCUCCACACGCCAUGUGUCCUUGUGUCCUGGAACCAACUGUGUGGAGAUGUUUCUGUCUAUGGGACACCCUCCCCUUUUUCUCAGUGUUGCCAGCAUCUCUUCUGUUUACUACAGAGUUGUGUCUAUAUAGAGAGACUCUAUUAAAAAAAGAUGUGUGUGUA